Molecule: messenger RNA, 3252 nt
Organism: Phyllotreta striolata
Lineage: Eukaryota; Metazoa; Arthropoda; Insecta; Coleoptera; Chrysomelidae
Source: the annotation of a GenBank genome assembly
AUGUCUCGUAGAAGGAAAGCUCGUAAUAUCCCCACGAUAGAAAGCAGUGAUAGCGAGAUCGAAGAAAGUCCUAAUAAAAAACUGAAAUCUCCCGAAAAUCUACCAAAAGUUGGGGAAGAUUCAUCGUCCAGUGAGAGUGAUAUAGAAAAUUACUUACAACCUAUAGAUAAGCUAGAUUUCUCAUCGUCAUUUUUCAAUCCUCCACCAAAGAAGGAACAACAGGAGCAAUUCGAUCGAAUCGAACAGAACAUCUUUGAAGGCGUUUCGACAUUAAGCAGCUCAGAUUCCGAUGAAGAAAAGGAAGACAAUGAAACUCCUAAAAUUAAUCUACAAGACGUUGCCUCCACGUCUAAGCAAAGCUUUCAACAGCUUAGCGAAUUUACGAGAAAACUCGAAGAAGCGAAAGCCCAAGUGGAAAAGUACCAAGCCAAAACUAAAAGCAAACUAAUCGAAAAGAAUCUAGACAUAUCAAAUUUGCUGGCAGCAGAGCGCGAAAACCAUCUCAGUCUCGAAAACAUCACAGCAGAAGAUCUCCAUUCGAGCGAUUUUGAGGAUACUGAUGAUGAAUGGGAAGAGGUGAAAGUAAAGGAAGAAAAACCUCUAGUUCCUCAGGAGAACAUCGAAAUCAGAUUGGGAGGCAUGCCAGAUCACGUGAAGAAAAAGAAAGGUCUAGACUUACUAGCGGCUAUGAAAAGGCGCCUUAAUAGAAUCAGGAAAUCGAAUCAAGUACUCGUACACAAAGUACACAUACUCUGCUGGAUAGCACACGGAAAUUACCUUAACUCUGUCAUAAAUGAUCCGGAGUUACUCGCCCCGGCACUGUCUCUCCUGCCAUCGGAGAAAUCGUAUCCCCCCGACCGACCGGAUUUGGGGUAUUUGGAAAGGAUAGUUCAGUGGUAUAAAAAAGGCCUCAAAUUGGCUGAGAAACCGAAAUCCCCUUUCCUAGAACAACUGAAACGUUUGCAAAUGCAAAUCGAUGAAAAGGUUGCUUACGAUAAGAAGGAUUUCGUGUUGAUUUUCAUAGCAAUACUUAGAUCUAUAGGGCUCCAAUGUAGGUUGGUUUUGUCAUUGCAAGUCGAACCUUUACAUCCACCUAGCUCCGAACUGCAUUCGUUAUCCAACAAAGAUGAGGAAAAGAAAAAUUUGAACGUCAGUAAAGGGAAAAUAUCCGUACAAACCAAGGGUAGAAAUACUUCGAAAAUUGGCAAUAGUAGUAGGGAUACUAAAAACACCAGCCUCAAGAUUAAUCUGAGUAGAUUAAAAAAUGUAGACAACGUUAAAAAAAGUUCUACGUCCCCUAAUAGUAAAGAGGUAGUUGAGAAAGGUGUUAAAAAAGAGGAUCCAAAGAAGGAAAAAAGAGGCAAACCAACUAGAAAACAGGUAGAAGAUAAUGUAAAAAAAGCAACAGAUUCUACAGUAAAAGUUGCUAAAAAUUCAAAUAAAAAAACGUCAUCUAAGAAAGAAUCCAAAGAGGGAUUAAAAGACGAUUCAAGUAAGGAAAGCACAACAAAAUCAGAUGCAAAACCAGCAGAAGAAGAACCUAAAACUGUCAAAAGUAGGCCACAGCGUAUGGUAAAAAAUGGAAAAAAUUCAAACCAACAACCACCAAAGGAUAAGGAAGAACCCAAAGAUCCCCAACCUUCUCAAACCAGAUCUUCAAAAAGAACCUCAAAAAAACCGGUAAAAGAUACUAAAACUAAACCUAAGAAAACCACAAAAACGACACCAAUCGCUCAAUUAGACGGUGCAAACGACGAGAAAACCCCCAAAAAAGGCAAAAUCAACCUAACUAACCUGAGAAAGCAACCCGCCAGAAAAGUUUGCGCUGCGAAAACCCACGAAAAAUCCAAUCGAGCCGAUUCCGAAGACGAAUUUUCCUCCAAAUCUCCGCGAAAACCCACGAUUUCGCCCCAUUUGGACGUCAAAAACGACAUCAUCCAACUGAUAAAAGGCCGCAUAGCGGAACAAAAAGCCGCCGAUAGCAGAAAACUGGCGACCAACAAGAGAAAACCCGAACCCAGAGACUCGUCCGAUAGCGAUUACAUGCCGGAACCGGUCAAAAAGAAACACCACGACAGCGACAGCGAAAUCGAGCAGUUCCUGCCCAAAACGAAGGUGAAGAAACGGAUAAAAGUGAAGAAAGUCGGCGAUAAAUUGAAGGUUUUGUCGGACGACGAAGCCAAACCCAAGAAGAAAGGCAAUGACGUUUGGCUGGAGGUGUUUUUGGAAGCCGAGGAAAAAUGGAUUACUGUGGAUCUCGUCAAAGGACAGGUCCAUUGCGUCAAGGAAUUAUUCUCGAGGGCCUCUCAUCCUGUAAGCUACGUAGUCGCUUGGAAUAACGACAAUACGCUGAAAGACGUAACGAUGAGAUAUUGCAAGAACUUCAACACGGUCACGCGUAAGCUCCGAGUGGAAGUCAAAUGGUGGGAGGAAGCGUUGAGAGGCUUCAAAGAAGGCGACUCGCCGAGGAGCCGAGAGGAAGAUUACGAUUUGAGCAGGCAGCAGAUGGACCAACCGUUACCUUCGAGCAUAUCCGAGUACAAAAACCAUCCGUUGUACGCGCUCAGUAGGCAUUUGCUGAAAUUCGAAGCGAUUUAUCCGGAAGACAUCGUACCAUUGGGGUACGUUCGCAAGGAACCAGUCUAUCCGAGAAAUUCCGUGUACGUUUGCAAAUCCAGGGAUAUUUGGUUAAAGGACGCCAGAGUGGUGAAACCGGGAGAGAAACCUUACAAAAUCGUCAAAGGCAGGCCUAAAUACGAUAAAAUGUCUAAUCAAAUGAUAACGGGGCAACUUCUAGAGCUCUUCGGUAUCUGGCAGACGACCGAUUACGAACCGCCUGAGGCGAAAGAUGGCGUCGUGCCGAGAAACGCCUACGGUAACGUUGAACUCUUCAAACCUUGCAUGUUGCCUAAAGGAACAGUUCAUCUACAAUUGCCUGGUUUGAACAAGGUGUGCAGAAAACUGAACAUAGAUUGCGCUACGGCCAUAACGGGAUUCGAUUUUCACGGAGGUUGGAGUCAUCCUGUCUACGAUGGAUUUGUGGUUUGUAAAGAACACGAGGAGACUUGUAUCACUGCCUGGCAACAAGAACAAGAAGAGAUUGAAAGGAAAGAGGAAGAGAAAAUAGAGAAACGAGUUUAUACCAACUGGAAGAAGCUCAUUAGGGGAUUGUUAUUGAGAGAACGCCUCAAAGCUAGAUAUAAUUUCGGCGGCGGUGGAGCUAAAGGGAAUAAGAAAAAGUCGAAAAAAUAG